AGGAAGCCAGUGUUACAAUUCGCGGAGGCUCCCGUCGUAUGCGCCAGUGAAAUCUUAGACAUACGCCGGUUAAUCGCACGUACGCACGGUCGUCGGGCCAGGUACGUCCACGUCGACGGACGUACGUCGCCGCAGCCCCUGCACGUCGCUCCGCCGUUCACUCGCUCUCUCACCCACCGUCUGUCCUGACGGCUAGGCAGCCACACAAGGGGCGGCCGGCCGGGGGUAGCCGUGCUUUAAUCGCGGGGAUAUAACGGCGGGUGUUGUGCGCUCCUCGCUCUCGUCGCGUACGUGCGUGCGAGCGAGCGGGACGGAGCGAGGCGCGGCGCCGCGAGUGCGACGGAGACGGCGGCAACGUCUCAGGAAGGUGCAGCCGCGUGAGGAACGGCGGAAGACGUCGGCGGCAGCCAGUGAAUUCAGCCAGCCAGUCCGUCGAUCGGUAGAUACAGCCCGCUGUCUACUGGCCCGCCAUCCGGUCAGUGAAUCCGGCCAGCCGAGCCAAGUGUCGCAGCGCGUUUCGCUCUUGCGCUCGAGAAAAGAAAGAAGAGAAGCGGAAAGAGAGAGGUGGCAAGAGGGGCAGAGACGGUGCGAGAGAACGAGGGUAGGAGUGAGAGAGAGACACCUUGCGAGGGUAUACGCGCGAGCAGGCUGGGCGGAUAGCGGCGCGACCGGAGAGCAGCAUCCCCCAAUAUAUAAUGCGACGUGCAGCAGCCUUCCUCCUCGUCACCCUGGUGAUCGUUCCUUCGGAAUAAAGCCGCGCGCUCGCUGCUGGGACGGUUCCUUACCUGCAGGGCUAUGACGUAAUGGCAAGAGAGGAGUUACGGACCAAGAGACCUUUUAAGAUAUGGGACAGCUGGCGUAACGUAAGAAAAGGACUGGUCGUUAGCAAUUUCGAAGAGCUAAUUGUUCGAGGUAAGGAAAAGCUGGGUGUGCCACAAAAUGAGAACGUCUCGUUAGUUUUGGAGUCGGACGGCACGCAGGUCGAGGACGGCGAGUACUUCAAGACUUUAGGCAACAACACGAUCCUGCUCCUGCUGCGGCAUGGUGAACGCUGGUGUCCUACUGGCGUCGACAUCAUACGCGCUGCAAUUUCGGCGAUCCCGAAAAUAGUCUGCGAGACGAUCCACGCGCUGGAGCUACACGAUGAGACGCCAUCGUGGAAGAUUAUGGACAAUAAAGGCCGAGUCACAGUGGUGCUGCACUGGGACCAGCGCUCGUCGUCGUCGUCGCAGGUGCAGCAGCAGCAAUCGAAACCGGGCCAGGACGCCCAGACGUCCAAGUACUCGCCGACUAAGAAAGCCGACCUGAGCGGUACUCAACGACCGUCCUUGGUGAUCCAGACCAGCCUGGACAAGCUCGGCUACGAUGGCAAGGCGACGCAUUUGCCAGGCGAAAUCGCCCCGACGCGGUACAGCAGUCCGCGAAUCACUGUGAUAAAUCAUGAUGAUAUGCAGCAACCGGCGCAGCCGCACAUGCCAGGUCGUUUGGUGAAGCAGGGCACGAAUUCAUUCGACAGCACGACCAUCCACAUCCACACGCCAGAAUGCUCCAAUCACAUCCAUCAGCCGGUCGCGAGAAACGGCAGCCCGGUGAACGGCGCCGAUGGCGGCGCCGUUGGCGAGUGCGACUUCCACUGCUGCGCCCUGCACGAGGAGGGCCGCCGGAUCGCCGUGCAUAAAUCGGUGGCGACGUCGCCGAUUCAGGACGCACAGCACGCGCAGUAUCAACAUCCGCAUCAUCCGCAUCAACAGCAACAACAGCAGACACAAACGCAGACACCAUCGCCGCAGCCGCCGUCUUCGCUAUCGGACGGCACCAAGCGACCCGGCCUCAGCAAAGGUCACGUACGCUUCCGCGACACCGCCGACGAGGAGUCGAGCUCGCGUCUGGCCGGCGCCGCCGGUUUUCAUCUACAUCACAAUCACCAUCAUCAUCAUCAGGAGCACGACAGCUCCGAGUCCGAGACAGAGAAUACGAUAAUGGAGGACGAGUUCGGGGUGACCUCGGAGAAGUUUCUGCUUCUGAUCGAUCAGUUGACGGUCGACCAGAAGCACCACCUUAGCAUCAAGGACAUCGGCAUUAUACUGGAGCGACUCAGCUCCAAGAUCCUCGACGUUGAGCGGCUGGAUCGCGAGAGCGAGAGCGAGGAGUGCUACAAUUGGACGAUCAAGGCGAUCAUCCGGGGCGAUGUCCUGCGGGAGCUCGGGGUAAUCUAUAACGGGAAUUACUACGCGAUUUCGGAGCACCCCGGCUACAAGGAGGAGUCCGAGGAGAAUAAUGAAGAUAACGAGGAGGAAGAGGAGGAUAGACUUUAAUAUGAUGCUGUUUUAUUAGAUAGAUAGAUAGAUAGAUUAUACACCUAUUCCUGGUUAUUAUUAACUUAGGAUAUGUUGUAAACGGAAAUAAGGACGGGGAACAUCACGUGGUCUCUCUCCCUAAGAUCCGAGGAUUUUUUGGCUUCUGGCUUUUCUGUGAUGUUUGCGGAGAUUCUACAGCAUUCCCGGGAAUCUCUGUGAUCCUUCCAGGAUUUUCUGAGAAUUUAGGUUUUCCUAAGGUUUUUCUAGAAUUUUUUUAGCAUCCGAAGCCGCGGUAACGUCGUCUCGUGCCAAAUAUAUCUAUGAAAGUUUCACAGAAUUAAUGCAGAAUUUUUUGAUCUUUGGACAAUAUAAUUGCGUAAAAGUCGCCCAAGAUUCAGUGAACUUAGAAUUUCUAGAUGUAUCCUUUUCAAAUUUCAGGACAUUCUUAGUGAUUUCUAAGAUUUCGGAAUUUCCUGCGUAGGAUUCCUUCCUAGAACUUUCUAAGAAUUCCAAUGUUAUUUGUAAAAUUUUUAAAAUUGUCUUCAAAUUUGCAUUUGAAAUUUAUAAUAUUCAUCUUGCAAUUUUCUCUCUCUCUCUAAGAAUCUCUUAAAACUCUACAAUCCUAGAACUAUUCAAAAUAUUUUAAAUUCUAUUUCAGAUAUUCUAAUAUUUGUUUCGAAUUUUUUGGCUUUAGGAGAUUCUUGGAAAAAAAUUUUCAAAUUUUAUUACUUUGGAUUUGCGCGUUCUAUAGAGAUUCCACUUUUCUUGCGUUACAACUGAUUCCUGAAUUCCGAACGUCAUAGAUCUUAGAUGUCGCAAGACCUACCUUAGACUCUAAACAUUAUAAUCCUAGGUGCCUUAGAUUCCAGAUAUCUUAAAUCGCACAGACUUUCGAUCGAAACAUCUUAAGUCCUGGGCGUCUUAGAUCUUAAACACUGUAAAUUCUAGGUUCUUCAGAUUCUAGGCUCGUCCAGGUUCACAAUCUCGAUAUGAAUUCUAAGUUUCUUAAGUCCUGGCACUUUUUUAAUAUAAAUCCGUAUGCUAAGUCGUUCUUCUAUUACGAAGUGUUGCGAGCUAUUACGCAAUCUUUAAAUAUGCAAGGCGAAACGAGAGGGAGUUUUAAAAGAAUAACGAGGAUAACAAAAAGGAUGGACUUUAAUGUAAUGGUGUUUUGUUAGAUAGAUGUGUAGAUUACGAUUACAAUAGAGCUGCUUACUUUUGCAUGAAUUACAUGCUAAUUUUCCAAUUGAGAAAUUUAAAUCCAAUUUUGUCAAGUUUUUAUUAAAGUAAACACCGUUGCGCCGAAUCCUUUCAUUUGUCCAUCAUCCAUGGUGACUUUGCGUACGGAUUUACGAAUGAUCCAAAGAUCAGCUUCUUUGGAAUUCACGAAAUCCUCGGAUCAAAGAAGAAAAUCACGGAAAAACGAAGAGCGAGUGUGACGCAUGCGAAUUACAUUCACAUCGCGAGGAGGAACGUAAUUCGUAAAAUCGAAAGGCGACAGAGGGUAGAUCGGUGAAGAGCGCCACUUCUUCCAAAUGUGUUUCGUAAUAAGGAAAAAAAAAAAAUACGAGAAAGAAGCAUAACAGGGGAAGAAGAAGAGCGCAUCGUAAUGAAAUCAUGUAAUAUGAUACACCUUUAUUAAAAACCUAGUUCUAAAGACGGUUGUUGAAAUAUGUACUUAUUAAAAUUAGCAUGUAUACUUAUAGAAAACAUUUUUGGGAUUACGGACGUCGAUUCCGUAACCGUCCACAACACUGCCCUAACUAAAAAGAAGAGAUAAAGUAGGGAAAGAGAGAGAGAGAGAGAGAAAGAGAGAGUGAGAAAUAGAAAGAAGAAAAGGGAGAGAAACGAGAAUAAAACUAAAAGGUGUGUAUAUAUACAUAUAUACAAUGCGUGACGAUUCGACUCGACUCGACUCUCGACUAAAUCAAGCUAAGUGAUAAGUUUUUUUCUUCGCUCGCAAUGUGUCAAUGAUUGAUCUUUUAUUGUAGAAUUUAAAUAUAUAUAGCUUUCCCCCAAAACACUGAUUUUUAAAUUAAUUUUAAAUUAAUAUUCCACGAUAGUUUAGAUUCAUAAUUGAAGUUCUAAAGUAAAUUUUUCCAUCAAGAUUAAGAUUUCCCGAUUAUAUAAUUGUUUUCACAAUUAGUUUUAAUUUCCUUACACAAUAUAUUUUGGAAGUUAAUUCAUCAAAAGGUGUUAAACACUGAAAAAUUUAUGAAUAAUUUCGAAAUAAGAGAUAACUUUGUUUUCUCGAAAGAUGUCAAAAAAUUCUGCAGUAAAGGAUUAAUUUAUACUUGUAAUAAGCGCAAUCGUGGACGAAACUUUCGCGAAGACACAAGAUCGAUCGUCGACGUCGGGAACGAUCAAUGAUCUCGAACGGCGGAUGGAUAACAUGUGGCGAGCAUAUGUAUCAAUCUAUAGAUCGUCAUAGAAUGCUCACUAAACGAUAUUAAAUAUGGAUUUAACGUAAUCGCGUGGCUGCCUUUAAUUCAUCGAACAUCGCGGACGAUUCAUGAACCGCGCAAAGAUCGACAUCAAAGCUGAUGAGAAAGCGACGUGAUAAAUGGGAGUGGGGGAAUGAAGUUGUUUGUUUCUCGCCGACGUAAAUUCUUUAUAGACGUGAAACAAUAUUCUCGUAGCCUAAGAUCCUUGAAUCCUCGGAUUCUCCGAUCUUUGAUUACCUGGAUACUAGGUUCCUUGGACUUCAUCUUCUACAAACGAAUCAUUUAUCUUGUUUCUUUAAAUUACAAGCCAACUGAUCUCAAUUUUCUAAAAUUUCAAUUUCUUCAAUUUCAAUUUGUCGAUCCUAAAUUAUAGAAAUUGUUAAAUAUCUAACUCUUGUCUUUUUCAUUUUACAAAUUAUUAAUUCUUGUCUACUUCUAAACUUUCUGUGCAUCUACUGCUAAUUUUUCCAGAACCUAGUAUACCCACUUCAAUCAUUUCAGCUCAUCGCAGCUGCGAUUUCUCGAAUUAGAUCCGCGAAUGAAAAUCGCGUUUCAUUCGAAGCGGAACACAAUACAGACAGCAUCGCUCAAAGCUUUCAACUCCUCUUUGAGAAUAUAAAAUUAAUGUAAUUAAAUAAUGUUUUUGCCCAAGAGUCAAUAACG
Messenger RNA from Linepithema humile (Argentine ant), 5404 nucleotides. RefSeq names its product DNA fragmentation factor-related protein 2 (gene Drep2). The record is from RefSeq and is a predicted model, not a curated record. Lineage: Eukaryota; Metazoa; Arthropoda; Insecta; Hymenoptera; Formicidae. Gene Ontology annotation, biological process: regulation of apoptotic process; apoptotic process.